Oncorhynchus masou masou (cherry salmon) is the source of this 1680-nucleotide messenger RNA. It is a transcript of the gene acad8, whose product is annotated as acyl-CoA dehydrogenase family, member 8. The coding region runs from base 203 to 1372 and encodes 389 amino acids. The transcript has 11 exons. Gene Ontology annotation, molecular function: flavin adenine dinucleotide binding; acyl-CoA dehydrogenase activity. The record is from RefSeq and is a predicted model, not a curated record. NCBI's taxonomy places the organism in Eukaryota, Metazoa, Chordata, Actinopteri, Salmoniformes, Salmonidae. Gene Ontology annotation, biological process: lipid metabolic process. Gene Ontology annotation, cellular component: mitochondrion.
AAACAAGAAAUUGACAGUGACGGGGGUAAGGGGGAUACCUAGUCAUAUUUUGCGUCGUUACUGUAAGCGAUUACGACUCUCAAAAAAACUGUUUACUUCUGAGGAUCACUUUAGCACCGUCCUAAAAACCCGAUUCAAAUUCGACACAAACCUUCAAAUAGCUUCUCAUGGCCUCAGCGAUGAACAGAAGGAGUUUCAGAAGAUGGCCUUUGACUUCGCAGCCCAUGAAAUGUCUCCACACAUGGCCGAGUGGGAUGAAAAGGAAAUCUUCCCGGUGGAGACCAUGCGAAAGGCUGCCCAGCUGGGGUUUGGGGGGAUCUAUGUACAGCCGGAGGUGGGGGGAUCUGGCCUGUCUCGCCUGGACACCUCGGUCAUCUUUGAGGCGUUAUCGACAGGCUGUGUCAGCACCACAGCCUACAUCAGCAUUCAUAACAUGUGUAACUGGAUGAUUGACACCUUCGGCAACACCGAGCAGAGGGAGAAGUUCUGCCCUGAGCUUUGUACGAUGGACAAGUUUGCCUCUUAUUGUCUCACUGAACCAGGCAGUGGCAGUGAUGCUGCUUCGUUACUCACUACUGCAAAGUUGGAAGGAGACCAUUAUAUCCUCAAUGGUUCCAAGGCCUUCAUCAGUGGAGGAGGAGACACAGACGUGUACAUAGUAAUGUGUCGGACGGGAGGGAAAGGUCCCAAGGGGAUCUCCUGUGUGGUGGUGGAGAAAGACACUCCAGGACUCAGCUUUGGCAAGAAGGAGAAGAAGGUGGGAUGGAACUCUCAGCCAACUAGAGCAGUGAUCUUAGAGGACUGCCACGUCCCAGUGACCAAUCGGCUGGGUCAGGAGGGACAGGGCUUCAACAUUGCUAUGAGAGGCCUGAACGGAGGCAGGAUCAAUAUUGGUUUUGAAAACACAACCAAUGCUCAGGUGUCCGCUACAUUCUUACAUUGGGUUUAUCUGCCUGCAGCCUCUUGUUCUCUUGGGGCGGCCCAUGCAUGUGUACAGCUGGCGAGAGAUCACCUGCUAGUACGCAAGCAGUUUGGAGAGGCGCUCUCCAACAACCAGUUCCUGCAGUUUAAGUUGGCAGAGAUGGCAACCAAGCUAGUGGCAUCACGUCUGUUGCUACGCGAGGCUGCCGUGGCACUGCAGGAGAGCAGGUCUGACGCUGUGUCCCUCUGCUCCAUGGCCAAACUCUUUGUCACUGACGAGUGCUUCAACAUCUGUAACCAGGCACUCCAGAUGCAUGGUGGGUACGGUUACCUGAAAGACUACGCUGUUCAACAGUUUGUCCGGGACAUCCGAGUACACCAGAUACUGGAGGGAACAAAUGAAGUGAUGCGGAUGAUAAUUGCCAGAAGUUUACUGUCAGAGUCUGGAUAAAUGUAAUGCCAUGGGCCAUCCAAAAUGGACUUUCUCCUGUCUUGAAGGGAUGGUGGUAGCAUUUGACUGGAUCCCUCAAGUGUCUUUUAAAGGGGGAAAAUUCUAUAGCAGUUUUGUUUUUGAGAUUGCAAACAGGACAGGAGGACCUAAUGACAGCAUGGAAUUAAAUGUUAUGUAAACAUUUAAUUUAGGUGAUUUAAAUAAUUUACUCAUUGAGAGAUACAGUAUGGAAGUGUAACAUUUCUCCAUGCUGUAUUUUGUGGUGAAGCUUUUUGGUUGUCUUGCAAUAAAAAAACAAUGCAUCUAUA